Messenger RNA from Trichobilharzia szidati, 1405 nucleotides. Lineage: Eukaryota; Metazoa; Platyhelminthes; Trematoda; Strigeidida; Schistosomatidae. The record is from the annotation of a GenBank genome assembly.
UGUGUUUGGAUACGCUGUCGCCAAUCACUAGUUCAUCAAAGGUACAGGGCUCAGCGAAGAGUUCUCCAUUUUCAUUGCAUUCUCCGAGAGCUUCUCUACCCAGGAUGAGUUGUCUUCCUGUGUUGCCUGGUCCCAGUUUGACAUUCAUGUCUCCCAUUAGUAUUUUAAUGUCACCUACUGCAGUACUGUCCAAUGUUGCCUGCAGCUGUCUGUAUAACUGUUCUUCAUUUUCUAGUUCUGUGUUACUUGUGGGUGCACAUCAUUGUAUAAUUGGUUCUUUCCUUCCUUUUUGAGUUAAGUCUGGUGGUCAUUAUCCUGGGUGAGAUCGCCUCUCAUUGUAUGAGUGUCUUUGUUGCCGUUGAUGACAUCAUGAUAGCUAAACCCUCGGUGUGAUCGUGGUUGUCUUCUGGAUGGCCGAGGUAGAUCACCGACUCUUCCGUUAACAAUUUGAUGAGUCCAAUCCCAUUCCAUCUGAUUACGCAUAUUAUCAAUACUUGAUUUCCGUAUCUUUUCAGGUCGUUCACUAGCUGAGCAGCUUUGUCAGUCUCAUACAUGGUGCGGACGUUCCAUGUCCCCACAUAGAAUUCUUCUUUUGUCACAAGGAGACAUCGUGCUGAAGUUUCUGUAGCAACCGUGUUAACAGGGUGUGAUUGCUGGCCUCAUGCCUGAGAAGAGGUUGUUACGUGAAUGUAUAGUUUACAGAGGAGUGACUUGUGGGUUGCUCUCGUUCGAAUCAAGAAAACAAAGAAUUAAGCAAUCAAGACAUUAUCAGCAAAAGGAAAAAAGUAACAACAGGAUGAGCAGUGACAACAACAAUACAUAAAGCCAUAGCAACAGUAUCACUUGCAUAAAAAACGGUUAACAACAGUGAUAUCAAAACCAUAGACUCACUGACCUGGGUCAAAAUGAAUAUAUAAGUCUAACAAUGUAUCAUUGAUAUAAGAAUAAAACUUGGGCACUGUGGUAGAGUAUAAUUCCAUUAUGGGUAACAAUGUACACAGUUAUGGAUAUUAGAUAGUGUUAAACAUUCACAAUAUGCUAAACAGAUGCUUAAAGGUUUUAUCAGUCAACAAGAUUCUAUCCACAGAUUCAAUGUUCGAAAGUCAAAUAAUUAAAUAAAUUCCACAACUUCAUGGCAAGAAACGCCAGAGAAAUUAAAGUUUUAUGUAUCUGAGCAAAUAUGGCGUACUGAUCGAAAAGCGUGUCAAGGUUGUUUUUUCUCUUGUUUUCUUAGCUGACCUUCAAAAGCUGCAAAAGGCAGCGGUCAUCGCAUCUAAUGCAUACAGAAAGACUUCAACAUAUUUGCAGAGUAUAAGGAAAGGAAAUUACAAAAAUGAAACAUCGAAUGAUGCUGAAAUUACGCAGGCGUAUUGGAAGGCUCGUUAUGAUUUUGACAACGGCACAA